This is a messenger RNA of Peromyscus eremicus (cactus mouse), 1543 nucleotides long. It is a transcript of the gene Pdlim2, whose product is annotated as PDZ and LIM domain 2. Lineage: Eukaryota; Metazoa; Chordata; Mammalia; Rodentia; Cricetidae. The record is from RefSeq and is a predicted model, not a curated record. Gene Ontology annotation, biological process: actin cytoskeleton organization; heart development; muscle structure development. The coding region runs from base 106 to 1158 and encodes 350 amino acids. Gene Ontology annotation, cellular component: adherens junction; stress fiber; Z disc. Gene Ontology annotation, molecular function: muscle alpha-actinin binding; actin binding. The transcript is spliced from 10 exons.
GCGGCGGCGGCGGCUCCUGGUCCUCACUCCCUCGGUCCUUCCCUCCCUCCUUCCCUUUCCCGGCGGGCCUGGCCGCCCAGCGGGACAGGCGGGCGGCUGCCAGGCAUGGCGCUGACUGUGGAUGUGGUGGGGCCAGCCCCUUGGGGCUUCCGCAUUAGUGGAGGCAGAGAUUUCCACACACCCAUCAUCGUGACCAAGGUGACAGAGCGGGGCAAGGCUGAGGCAGCAGAUCUCCGGCCUGGCGACAUCAUCGUGGCCAUCAAUGGAGAGAAUGCAGAGGGCAUGCUACAUGCUGAAGCUCAGAGCAAGAUCCGACAGAGCGCCUCACCCCUACGACUGCGGCUGGACCGGUCCCAACCUGCCUUUCCUGGGCAGACCAAUGGGGAGGGCUCCUUGGAAGUGCUGGCAGCUAGAUUCCAGGGCUCCCUGAGGACACGCCAUGACAGCCAGUCCUCCUGGAGACCUGCCUAUUUCAGCCCAGCCUCCCUCAGUCCCAGGCCAGGCAGUCCUUUCUCCACACCACCCCCAACCAGCCCACUUGCUGUUUCCGGAGAGGAUGUAAUUGGCUGUAGUUUCCAGAGUCUGACACACUCUCCAGGCCUUGCUGCUACUCAUCGCUUGUCCCACCCGGGCCACCCCACCAGCCAACAGGCCGGACACAGUAGCCCAAGCGACUCCGCAGUGAGGGUGCUGCUACAUUCCCCAGGACCUCGGUCCUCCAGCCCCAGGUUCAGCAACUUGGACCUGGAAGAAGACUCAGAGGUAUUCAAGAUGCUGCAGGAGAACCGCCAGGGACGAGCCGCCCCGAGACAGUCCAGCUCCUUUCGGCUCUUGCAGGAAGCCCUGGAGGCUGAGGAGAGAGGUGGCACACCUGCCUUUGUGCCCAGCUCGCUGAGUCCCCAGGCCGCCUUGCCCACCUCCAAGGCCUCGGCCACCCCACCCAAGCUCCACACCUGUGAGAAGUGCAGUGUCAACAUCUCGAACCAGGCUGUCCGCAUCCAGGAGGGGAGGUACCGACACCCUGGCUGCUACACCUGUGCAGACUGCGGGCUGAACCUGAAGAUGCGCGGUCACUUCUGGGUGGGCGAUGAGCUGUACUGUGAGAAGCAUGCCCGCCAGCGCUACUCAAUGCCUGGCGCGCUCAGCUCUCGGGCCUGAGCCUCAAGGUGCUCAGCCUGUCUGUGCUCUCAGGCUCUGCAGACACAGGACCAUACCGAGAGCAAGCAGGGAGGGGGUGAUGGCAGGUGAUGGCUCUUCCGUGAACUAAGGCUGGGGAGACCCCUUUGUCCUUGCUGGGUGAAGCCAAGGCUUGGGACUAGUCUCAGGCUGCCAGUGCUGAGGACAGUUUCCACUCUCUCUGGCCUUUCUCCUGCAGGCCAGGUAUUGCACUGCAGUCUGAAAUGGCCACUCCAUUUGACAGGUUUGUGUACAGGGUUGGGCGCAUAUGGAAGUAUCUAGAAGGGCAAGGUGGGCCUGAGGUUAAUGAUAUUUACGGUGUAAAGUUUUUGACGUAUGAACUCUAUAUACAUGUGGAUAAAACCAA